AUGGGUGUUACAAAGGAAACGAUUCGUGAGGGCGAUGGAGAGAACUUUCCAAAGAAGGGCAACAAGCUCCAGAUGCAUUACAAAGGCACCUUGGCAUCCAACGGAACCCAAUUCGAUUCCAGUUAUGACAGAGGCACCCCUUUCUCCUUUAAGAUUGGAAAGGGAGAGGUCAUUCAGGGAUGGGAUGAAGGUGUGAUUCAAAUGAGUUUGGGAGAAAAGGCAAAACUGAACAUUUCCUCUGAUUUCGGCUAUGGGGCAGAGGGAGCCGGUGGUGUCAUUCCCCCCAACGCUGACCUGGUUUUCGUGGUAGAGCUGCUGGCUAUUGGGGAUAAGCAAGCCAAUAUCCCAAAAGAAGGUGGCUGCUGCGUCAUUCUCUAG
Molecule: messenger RNA, 378 nt
Organism: Seminavis robusta
Lineage: Eukaryota; Bacillariophyta; Bacillariophyceae; Naviculales; Naviculaceae
Source: the annotation of a GenBank genome assembly